AUGGUUGGGCCUUUGUAUCCGAAACCCGGCGGAUGGGCUGAGAACCAAACCUCAUCCCCUCCAAUGCUUGGCAGGUCAUCAUAUCCGGUACCGGCGGAUGGGCCCAGAUAUGGAUCCCACCGAUACCUAGGCUGUGGCACCCGAGCCCGGCGGAUGGCCAUUUACUGUGGACCCGAUAUCCUGCGUAUCCAUCUCAACGAUGCUGCACCUGCACUUGGACAACUGAUUGGUGGGCUUAACAUAUCUCCGUAUUAUACGAGUGAACGGACGUGCAUAAUAUCCCGUAUGAUACGGGCCAGCGGACCAUGGGCCGAAGGUAGAUAUAUCCUCGACUGUGACGGAUGGGCCGGGAGUGUUAUUAUUCCCGAUGGAGACGGGUUGGCCCAGACAGGAUCGGCCGAGGUAGUUGGAUAUUAUGUAGAUGGGUGUACCAAGGUAGAUAUGUAUCAAAUAGCCGGGUAUAUCAAGGGUGCUUGUUAUCACAUAGACAGACAGACUGAGUGGGCCGAGGGAGCGGUGAAAGAUUUAUUAUAUACGGGUGGGCCAAUGGUAGACAUAUAUUGCAUAGACGGAUCUUUGAAAGCCAACAUCAUCCAAGCCUACCAAAUGCCAAAUGCCAAGUUCCAACUACCUGAAAAUCAAGUGAAGUGUACCAAUAUCCGAGCCCUGACUAUCAAAUCCCGACAAUCGACCAUUGAGUCCCAACUACCGAGUCUUGAAACCCGAGUCCCAAAGCCCGAGAUUUGA
This is a messenger RNA of Suillus subalutaceus, 747 nucleotides long. RefSeq lists its product as uncharacterized. The transcript is spliced from 7 exons. Lineage: Eukaryota; Fungi; Basidiomycota; Agaricomycetes; Boletales; Suillaceae. Bases 1 to 747 code for a protein of 248 amino acids. The record is from RefSeq and is a predicted model, not a curated record.